Messenger RNA from Prosopis cineraria, 1864 nucleotides. RefSeq lists its product as uncharacterized. The coding region runs from base 233 to 1435 and encodes 400 amino acids. NCBI's taxonomy places the organism in Eukaryota, Viridiplantae, Streptophyta, Magnoliopsida, Fabales, Fabaceae. The transcript has 9 exons. The record is from RefSeq and is a predicted model, not a curated record.
AAAAAGAGAACCUCUUUUGAACAAGCUCCCCGAAGAUAAGCACCUAACAUUGCCGGGUUCCUUCCUUUAUUUGCCAUGGCAGCUCAAAUGUUUUAGAGAAUCGAUGUCUUCAAGCCGAGCCGUGGGCAUCGCAACAUUUUAAAGUUCAAAUCAUAUUUGCAAUUGGACUAACCUUCGUAUUUUCGUCAUUUUUCUUCGAAGAGGAAUUAUCUGAUUCAGAUUGCUUACAGAAAUGUCAAGUAGCUUCAGGAGUGACAUCGAUACUUCUUUUCAUGCGGAGGAACUCUUGAAAAUUAAAGCAAGAUGUAGAGAGCUUAGAAAAGAGAAGGACAUGGUAAAUUGUUCACAAUCCAAAACCUUUGAGCUACUCCAGAUAAUAGAACUACAUGAGAAGUCACUAUCAGAGGCUAGUAUAAAAGAUAAGAAGCACAUACAGAGGUUGGAAGAGGAGCUGUUGAACUGCUCUCAGGAAAUAGAUUACCUUAAGGAUCUGCUUAAUGGAAGGAACAUGGAGGUUAACUACCUGCAAGAGCUUGUUUACAGCCUCAAAUUGAAAAUAAAAGACAUGGAAGGUUUACAAGAUGAGGUUUUCAGGUUAAAGGAGGAGCUGCAGAGAUCGAAUUCCGCGCAAUUUUUCUUGCUGAAGGAAUUAGAGACUAAAGAAAUGGAAUUGGAGAAGUCAACAUUAUCUGUAGAGAGAUUGGAGGAAUCAAUUUCAUCCAUGGCAUUAGAGUCAGAGUGUGAAAUAGAGUGCAUGAAGCUUGACUUGAUGGCCUUGGAGCAGAGUCAUUUUGAGGCUAAGAAAAUACAGGAGGAAACUCUUAAAAAAAACACUAGAAUGAGUAGAUUGAUUGAAGAGCUUCAGUUUAAAAUUCAGGAAGCCGAAAAACAUAUUGUCUCUAUAAAUGAGGAAAAUAGGAAGCUUAAGAAUAAGAUUGAUGCCGUCAACAUGAACACUAGAAAUUUUUCUCAGAAGGUUGAAGAGUGGCUAGAAAGCAAGGACAGAUCACAACUCAAUGGUCUGUCUUCCUUGAGUGAACAAGAGAAUGAUUCUGACAUAUCAAAGUAUACAAGUGUUUAUGGAGAAGUAUUGGGUCAACUCCUUGGAAGACUAGCAUUGGCGUUGGAAACAGAUGUAGCUGUUAAGGAGGAUAUGGAGAAGAUGUCAAAUCAGAUGCAAGAGUAUAAAAUACUUGUGGAGAAACUUAAAGAAGAAUUAAGAGAAGAAAAGUUGAAGGCCAAAGAAGAAGCAGAGGACCUUGCUCAAGAAAUGGCAGAGCUUAGAUAUCAAGUUACAAGUUUGUUAGAAGAAGAAUGUAAGCGUCGUGCUUGCAUUGAACAGGCAUCUUUGCAGAGAAUUGCAGAGUUAGAAGCACAGCUUCAAAGAAAACAGGGAAAAUCUUUAUUUGCUGUCAGCGGUCUUCCUGAAACGUAGAGACUGGCAUUGUUCAAAGUUCUUCGAGUUCAUUAGAAGAAAAUCAUCUUAAAGAUGAACUGAGAGAUGUAGGAUCUCUUCUCAUAUCUUGGUUCGAAGAGAUUCAUUUCAAACCCCAAAAAGAAAAACGAAGUGAUUGUACAGAAGAAAGAACUGCCUCUUGCGAGGGCUUUUGGUGACAUGGGGUGCGAGAACUGAUGUCAAUAUGUUGAAAUGUUGUACAGAUUCCUGAGAGAGCUUGCUUUCGUUUUCUCUCUCUCUCUCUCUUCUUUCUGGCAAUAGAAGUAAGCUGAUGCCUCGAGAUUUUUUUGCAAGGAUGGGAAUGUCUGUUGUGCAGGAUUGACUUUUAAGUCUGAUUUUGUUAUUUGAUCUUCUUUGGUUCAUUUACAAUACAAGUUUCAAUCUGGAGUCAGAUCCUCUCGUUGUCCA